Molecule: messenger RNA, 1249 nt
Organism: Penaeus indicus
Lineage: Eukaryota; Metazoa; Arthropoda; Malacostraca; Decapoda; Penaeidae
Product: cyclin-dependent kinase 4 inhibitor D-like
Exons: 6
Coding region: 394-747 (117 amino acids)
Molecular function (GO): protein binding
Source: RefSeq, a predicted model, not a curated record
UUCGCACUGAAAUCAUUCUCUGUUUUCAAGGGGAGGAAGGAGCAGCUCUGUUUGUGUUUCUUCGGAUUAUUUGUGUUGCGAGGCUAGUCAGGAGACGCAAGCCAGGAAACGCAAGCUAAAGGACGCAAGCCAGCAGACGCUAGCAAAGGACGCAAGCCAGGAGACGCAAGAUAAAGAACGCAAGCCAAGGAACGUAAGCCAAGGAACGCAAGCCAGGAAACACAAGCCAAGGAACGCAAGCCAAGAGACGCAAACCAAGGGACGUAAGCCAAGGAACGCAAGCCAACAAAACACAAGCCAAGGGACGCAAGCCAGGAGACGCAAGCCAAGAAACGCAAGCCAAGGGACACAAGCCAAAGGACAUGCACCUAGAGACACGAGCAGGUCUUCGAUAUGGCUGAGUUGCUUGUACUACAGCUUGACCGAGCGAUUAAAGCGGGAGACGUGGCAAAUAUAGCGAAGGCGCUAGACGAGGGAGCGUCUCCUGACGGCGAUAAGAACGCCGGAAAGAAGCCCAUUCACUUAGCCGUGGAAACCGGUUUAGUACAGAUCACGAAGCUACUGCUUGAGAGAGGUGCCAACCUCAAUGUGGCGAAUCCUGAAGACCACGGGAGACGUCCACUGCAUAUGGCUGUCGUGAGAGGUUUUGAUAAAAUCGUGAAAUGCUUGCUUAAAAGGAAACGCCGACCCCAAUUUAGUAGACGGUGCAGGGGAAACGCCACUGAUCACUGCAGUAAAAAAGGGUGAAUUAUCUUCUGUUGCUCUUCUGCUGAAAUACGGGGCUGAUGUUCAUAAAAGAGACGCAAACCAUAACUCAGCAAUUCUUAUUGCGGUGGAAAAAAGUCACGGAGAAAUCGUCCAAAUGCUACUGAAGGAGGGAGCUCCAGCCUACAAUACAAAUAUGUCAGUGGAGUUCUAAGGACCUUGAUAAACAAACUCGCCACAACAGUUCAAAUUUGCAAUUCCAACAGGCGACGGUACGAUUCACGUGGCUGCAAGAAAAUGCUCAACGUGGAUCCUUGAGAUGCUGAGAGAGAAGGGAUGUGAUAUAAACAAGAGCAACAGAGACGGCUCGUUCCCGCUGCAUCUGGCUGCGGAGUCUGGCAACCUGGAGGCUGUCCAGUGGUUCCUGCUCAACGGCGCGAAACUCGACGCGCGGGAUGCCGCUGCGAAGACGGCGGCGGACAGAGCGGCAGAUGCGAGGCAGAAACACGUUGUGGAUUGGUUUAAUGACCAAAAGGUACUCAAC